Molecule: messenger RNA, 444 nt
Organism: Letharia columbiana
Lineage: Eukaryota; Fungi; Ascomycota; Lecanoromycetes; Lecanorales; Parmeliaceae
Exons: 1
Coding region: 1-444 (147 amino acids)
Source: RefSeq, a predicted model, not a curated record
AUGGAUUAUGCAUAUGUGGAGGUGAUGGCGUGUCCAGGUGGUUGCACGAACGGAGGCGGGCAGAUCAAAGUUGAUGAUGUGCCUAUCAAGCCCGAAACAGCCAUGAGCCAGAAGGAGUGGUUGGCUAGAGUCGACGAAGCAUACUACUCGAUGUCUGAGAGUGAAUCUGAGAAUGAGAUUGACGACGCUAUGAAUACUGACGACAACGACAACGACAACGACAACGAAGAAGCGGGGAAAGUGGAGGAAAAAAACAGAAUCAAUGGUAUCGACACGACGCGUGUCAGGGAGGUGCUGGAGCACUGGGCGCAGACGACCGGUAUUGAUCUGCGGAAGCUGGUUACGACAAGCUAUCGGAAGGUGGAGAGUGACGUCGGGAAGGUUGGAGGAGCGGAGAAUGAGAGAGUGGUGGAACUGGCGGGGAAGAUUGGUGGAGGCUGGUAG